This is a messenger RNA of Lineus longissimus, 4021 nucleotides long. RefSeq names its product exportin-6-like. The transcript is spliced from 23 exons. Gene Ontology annotation, molecular function: nuclear export signal receptor activity; small GTPase binding. The record is from RefSeq and is a predicted model, not a curated record. NCBI's taxonomy places the organism in Eukaryota, Metazoa, Nemertea, Pilidiophora, Heteronemertea, Lineidae. Gene Ontology annotation, biological process: protein export from nucleus. Bases 145 to 3570 code for a protein of 1141 amino acids.
GCUCACGAGGGCUGUCAGUCAACGUGCCUCGUGUACAGCAGAUUAGAUCGAUUUACUCGUUUGAUUUGUCCAAAUUUUACCGAGGAUUCUUUGCUGAGGAGUACCCCAAUUGUCUUGUGAAGUGUCUGUACAUAAAUUUUUGAAAUGGCAUCGGAUGAAGAAUCACUAAGGGCACUGGAGGCCCUGAUGAAUGAGUUUUUUGGUCGAUUGACUACAAAUGAAAGGAAGAGGCAAAUAGAGGAAGUUUUAGAGAGCUUCAAUCGACAACAGGAUGCCUGGAGGAGUUGUCUGUUUUUCAUGGGGAACACUGGCAAUGAAUAUGUCAUGAUGUACUGUAUGACAGUGUUGGAGAACCUGAUUAACAAACAAUGGAUAGGCUUCCAAGGCCAGGAUAAGAUGGAGAUUCGGAGUACAAUUAACCGCCUGCUUCUGUCCCACCAUGACAAGGUGCCAUCUUAUAUCAGAAAUAAACUUGUCAAGCUGGUAGUGGACAUUGGCCGCUUGGAUUGGCCACAUUUUUAUCCAGAUUUCUUCUCAAGUAUCCUACAGCUCAUGCAGCAGCAUGACACUGUUCUACUCGGCCUUGUCCUGAUACAGACGGCAUCAGAAGAGUUGGCCUGUCCACGUGAAGACUUGAGUGUUGCCAGGAAGGAGGAGCUAAGACGCCUUCUCCUACAGCAAGUUCCUGCCGUGUUGUCUCUCAUCAAUACCAUUCUUGAGUCGACACUUGAAAAGCAUCGUCACCUUGUGAUGGCCACUCCUCCACCAUCACCAACUCAUGGUGAGGCUACCACCACGCAUCGAAGAUCAUCGUUUACUUUGUUCAGUACAUCUCCACAGUCAAGUGCAAUUCUGAGCAACAUGUUCAAGUCGCCAUCGAAUAAGGUUCAACUGGAAUCCCUACCGCCGCUAGACAGCAGCUCCCAUGUGAUAUGUGCCACGGCACUAAACUGUUUAUCUCACUUAUUUAGUUGGAUACCCCUCUCCACGACUAUCACACCAUCAUUGUUAAGUACUAUAUUCCGAUUCUGUGGAUUUGGGUGUGAAAUUCAGCAACAGCGACCCUCGGGGUCCAGCCCAGGGAAUACUUUUGCUGGAAGCAACCAAUCACUUGGAGUGCUGGCCAUGAACUGCAUCAAUGAAUUGCUUGCAAAGAACUGUGUGCCGCAGGAAUUUGAGGAUUUUCUCCUGCAGAUGUUUCAGCAGACGUUUUAUUUAUUACAAAAGCUGACGAAGGAAAGUGGGACGAGUUCGACAGGGAAUCGGUUGGAGGAGCUUGAUGAAAAUUAUAUCGAAAAGUUCACAGAGUUCUUGCGGCUGUUUGUCAGCAUACACUUGAGGAGAUUUGAAUCCAACACUCAGUUUCCAGUCUUAGAUUUCCUUUCCUUGCUUUUCAAGUACACUUUCAAGCAGCCAACAAAUGAUGGUUUCUUUGCCUGUCUUGAUAUCUGGUGUGUAUUCCUCGACUACAUUUCAACAAUGCUCAAAGCUCGCCAUUUAGAAAGCAACAACAUUCUGACAAGAUACAAGGAUCCAAUGGCCAUGUUGCUGACACAGGUCUUACAUAAAUGUCAGUUCAGGUACAACCAGUCUCAGUUGGAUGAACUCGAUGAUGAGACCUUGGAUGAAGAUUCUGAAACAGAAUGGCAACAUUUCCUCAGGCAGUGUCUUGAACUCAUAGCCAAGGUUGCUGAGUUGAUGCCAACAGAAACAUUCAGAAUACUGCUUGAACCCUUGGGUGAAUACUCUGAUAUCUACCUUGGAUUAGAACAGUUCAUCGCCAAUGGUGUGCAAGGUCGAAGGUUAAACAUCACUGCCGAGAAUGAAUGUCGUCGUCUGCACUGUACGAUGCGAGACUUGUCCUCUUUAUUACAAGCUCUUGGUCGACUUGGGACACACUUCAUUGGAGAACACUUUGCAGACAGAUUUGGUGAUGCUCAAGCUUUAGUUGAAAGAUUAAUCCGACUGGUUGUGUAUGGAACCAAGUUAAAGUUAUAUGAAGUGAAUUCCGUUGCUCAGAAUGUUCUACAGUCAGAUUUUAUAGAAGUCCAUGCUCAAGCCCUGGCCACACUGAAGGCCUACUCCCAUUGGUUGUCACAGUUUGGGAUGCAGUCACAGAGUCAUAAUGAUCACAAGGAGAAGUUCUUUACUAUUAUGAGUACGGUGAUAGACUCAUUACUACCAUUGUUCGAAAAGGAUGUACCAGAGAAGAUUGUACAGUCGGCGGCCCACCUCAUGGUCUCUGUGUGUAUUACGAUACGACCGCCAUUCCUCCUACAGAUUCCCGACAUACAGAAGUUCUUCAGUGCAGCCAGUCAAGGGAGUUGUUGCUCAUUUAGUAAUGAUGUACAAACGUUGAUCUACCGCUCCCUAUCUCACUACCUCAUCUUGCCGUGGCCAAAUAUAACAGAGUCGGACCAGCAAUGGGCUGACCGAUCCACCAUGCAUCAAACAUUCAUGAAACAGCUCACGUCGCAAUACAGACAACUGAAAGAUUCAACUACGUUGUCGGAUGAUAAGAAUUUCCAAGAUCAAGUCAAACCAUGUAUCAAGAAAACCCUUCAGGUGUUGACAGAUAUCAUUGAAUCCCUUGCUGGAGAAGUGGUCAAGUCAAAACAGAUCUGUUACCAGUCAAUACAGGAGCCUGUCCAAGUGUCGUUACAACUCUUCUCAAUAUACAUCCAUCAGCCAGAUGUGAUGGAUUCCAUCCUUACGUUUUUCCUUGCCCUUUUCCAAAGCCAGAGAGUCCAGAUGGGGAUCCCCUUCACCGAACAAGUCAUCCGCACAUUUAUGGAUAUGUUCACUAGGGAACAGUUAGCUGAGAUCAUCCUGUCCGAAAGCAGAUCAGGCAUUCGUGUGAUAGAAAAAUUCCUGAAGGUUCUUGAGUUGAUAGUUCAAGAGCCUGGGUCCGCAUUCAAAGCAUUCCUGCCAACCAUCAUAUCGUUGAUUAUGGAACAUAUAUAUCCUAUUAUUGCUGAGCGCUCCUCUCCUGAUAUCAAGUCGAGUGUUUAUGAGACCCUACACCAGCUCUUACUGCACAACUGGCGAUACUUCUUCAAGGGGAACAUACUCACCACCAUGCAAAAGACACAAGCAGAAGAGGUUGAAAACCAACCGCAGUUUGUCACAAUUAUGCAGGCUUUUGGUCAGUCUUUCCUUCAACCUGAUAUAGCCAUAUUCAAACAAAACCUGGAAGCUCUAGAAAGCCUCAACACUAAAUGGAAAUUGUUCCAUCGGAAAAUCUUCAUUGAGCUAAUGCUUGAUCAAUUCCUAAACGUCCUCUUGCAAGUCCUCGUACACAAGUCACAUGACCUUCUGCAGGAAGAGAUUGGCAUCACGGUGUAUAACAUGGCGUCUGUUGACUUUGAACGUUUUUACUCCACAUUUCUGCCUCAAUUCCUGACUAACUGUGAAGGCCUUGACAACAAUCAAAAAGCCAUCCUGGCUCAAAAUUUUAAGAUGGAUAAGGAUUUGCCGUCGUUUACCCAGAGUGUCCAUAGAAUUGUGAAUGACCUCCGGUACUACAGAUUAUGCAAUAGUAGCUUACCAGCUGGAUCAGUUCGAUUUUAAUGGCGGAUUUCGAUAGGAUUCUUCAUAAAUUAUUUUGACACUUCAUCAUCAAAUCAUUCAUGAUCAACCCAUUGUGACUUUGAGGAUGUUCUCAAAUUCUAAUCAAAAUGUUUGUCAUCCGCGUGGAGAAUUGCUUGUGUCUGCAGCGAGCUGUGUUUGCGUGUCUUGCUUGUUUUUGGUGCCUGAAUAUUCUUGUGGAUCUAGCCUUAUUUAUUGAUAUGCAUACGGUAUUGUAAUGUAUGAAAUACAAUUGUUGUGUUCUGUACUUAGUUUGCCACAUUAAAACUUGAAAAUGCCUGGAGUUCCAAUAUACUGGGUGUGAUGAAAAAAACGAGAAAUAUAUCAGAAAUUCACCAAAUUAUGGUUGCAAUUGUACUUGGUUUAUCAUUGGGCACUGUAAUUUCACUUGCAUUUUGUUGAAGUUGAACAUAUGUGACUCGCUCUACCAAAA